Hyposmocoma kahamanoa is the source of this 1437-nucleotide messenger RNA. RefSeq lists its product as uncharacterized. The record is from RefSeq and is a predicted model, not a curated record. The transcript has 7 exons. The coding region runs from base 1 to 972 and encodes 323 amino acids. NCBI's taxonomy places the organism in Eukaryota, Metazoa, Arthropoda, Insecta, Lepidoptera, Cosmopterigidae. Gene Ontology annotation, cellular component: extracellular region.
AUGACGGCGCCACGCGACCGAAAAGACGACACUGUUGAGCUUUUACCUUUAAAAUCGGCUUUAGUAAACAAUAAUUACAAAGAAGAUGAGACGUACUAUCCUCCUGCACCGGCUAUCAAUAAUAACCCGUCGUGCUCAAAUAUCUUCGACUACACUCUCCUCUCGAAAAGGACACCGGCCUCGAAACGGCUGCUGGCGCGCAACACACAGCCUGCGCCAACGCCGCUGGUGACGCUAUGCGGAGCGCCGCCCCCGUCGCGGAAGCGCGAGGAGUUAGCAGCGCUCGCCAAUCUAAGGAAGAAAGUUGCACCGGCGCUUCUUAACAACGACAGGAACACCAGGAACAACGAAUCCAGCAAGGAUGACAAUGACAACGAAGGACUUGACAACAGGCCAAAACUUCUACGAAAGGUGCUACUCAACCGGCCAGUAACAAUGGUGGUGCAAUGGAGCGAAGUGCGGACAGCGUGGCAGGAUAGCGAUUUCAUCACAGAGUGUCUUUGCUGGCACAAUGUCUACCGCCAGCGGCAUGGUGCUCCUCAGCUUUAUAUGGCGCCCGAGCUUUGCGACUACGCGCAAGCCUGGGCGAAUCAUUUGGCGCACACCAACAAAUUCUACUAUCGCAACGACCGUGAUGUAGGACAGAAUCUAUACCAACGGCCGGUGAGCGCUUUGCAGCCUGACAUCACAGGGCAAGAAGUAUCCUCUUACUGGUACGCAGCAGUUCGACAGUAUAAUUUCUUCAAAGAACCCGAUGUUUUGCAUGCUAACGUCAAUGCAGGACACUUUACCCAAAUGGUCUGGGUGGCAACACGUUUCUUCGGAGUCGGUAAAGCGCGUUCCAGAGCUGGCAAGGUGAUUGUCGUGGCCAACUAUUCUCCACCGGGCAACAUCUCCGGUCACUUUGAGACAAACGUGUUCCCACCGCUGCCGGAGAACUUCCCUGAUAUCCCGAUGCCUCCAGAACAUUGACCACGGCUGUCUAUUCGUGGCAGGAGGUUGAAGAUUGAUGCGACGCUGAAGAAAUAGACAAAUCAUUUCCGUUGUAGCUCUUGAUUUUAAUACUGAUAGCAUGAUGAAACUACAUGUGUAAUAUUAAGUGUGGGCGAAGAGAUAUUUCCAAUUAAAUAUUGGAAUUUUGUAAAUCUCAAUAUUAAGUUAAGAUUAGGGCUUUCAAUCUCGGUGCAUUUUCGCGCACCGGGUAAAAAAAGUCAAAACAUGGUGCGAUCUCGAAAAUUGAGGAAAAACGAGACUUUCGAGACUAUUUGCAAAAGUAGGUUGUCAUAUAACAGCCUCUAAUGAUUGUGUGUGAUUGUUACUAAAAAAAAACAAAAUAAAUCAAUAGUUGCACUAUCUAUAUUCGAUUUUCGAUUUAGUCGUCUUUAGCGUAAAAUAAUCGAAUAUAGUUAUUAAUUUAGUAAUUACUCUUCUUCUAAU